UCACAGGGCGACACGGCUUGGUUACAGUCUGGUACUUCGUCUCCACAACUACUGGAACCUGCAAUAAUACCGCCGUCGAUAAGUGUCACCUUGACACAAUACUAUAUAGUACCUAGUGCCUAGUACCUUUAGUUCAUACAUGCAAUAAAAAGCAACUGGAGGCCGGAGUAUUGACGAGUAAAGUGCCCAGCGUUUGAGGAUAGAGGAGGAUGGUGCUGGGAGUUUUGUAAUUGAUUUAUUUAGUAAAAGGUCCACACCUAGACGAGUAGAGGAGAAUGUAGAAGAUCUAAGUGAGCAACCUUCGAGGAUAAAACUUGGUCGACAUCAGAAUCCUUACUAUACUCCUUAUUCCUUUCACUGACGAUAAAAAACCCACGGCCGACUAAUUCUUACUCUUCUGUCUUUAAUCCGCGAUAUACUUUUUUUUACCCAAUAAAAUGAUUCAAACAAACGUUGCGGUAACAACUACGACGACUACAACGACAUCAACAAAAUCAACAAUAAAUAAAAAUUUAAAUACUGAAAGUAUUGUUAUUAAAAAUUUAUCUGAUGGGGAAGUGAUAACGUACAGCUUGGUUCUGAUACGUGGACAAGCACCGUCUCUGUGUACUAAAAUAAACAUCCGUACUCAGCAUAAUCACAAUUUAAAGUCAUCCUCGAUUACAGAAUGGCCUAUUAUUGCCGGGGAAUUCCGUAUCCUGGUAGAUUUAGCACGUGGAAUAAAUAAACUUGAGCUGGAAACAGCAAAUGGAAUUAAAAAACAAUUGACAUUGAUACACGAGCCGAAAAAGUCACGACUACGGGUUACGCCGAUCUAUGUAAUUUGUGCAGGUCACGAUGGAUAUUUUCAGGGUCCGGCCAAUGAAGACUGUUCUCCAGAGAGCGCGGCAACGAGAAUAGGACUUGGAGCACGUUUAUUACAAUCAUUAACGGCUGAAAAAUUACAAGAAGCCGGGCAUGGACGAAAAACAUUUCAGUUAGAGCGAGAUCUUGACGGUCCCGAGUGUUUGGUAAUGCACAGCAUGCUCAAUGUGGACACUGCAAGAGCUAUGAAUCAACGUGAGCUGUGGGAAUUUGUAGGUCGCGAAAUAAUGAAAGGUCCGCUGGCAUCUAAAGACAGAAAAUAUUUGGCAUUUUUAUCGUGUACUAAAUACAGAGGGGCUCCAAGUCCUAGAACACAUGAGGCAACUCUGGCAAGCACCCAAGGGCAUGCGGCACUUGGCGGCGGUGGUCUUGCACUCUUUGGAUCCGCAUGUCUUCAUACUUGGCCUACAACUCUUAAUCAAGUGUUACCAAAAUUUUUAGACACCACGAUAAUUGACACUGACGUUCUGAUGGACGACAGUAAUUAUCGCGGUACCUACGGCGGAUGUCUAGCCACAACACUUGGCUCCGUUCUCCAUGAACUUGCUCAUACCUUUGACUUGGGUCACACGCGUGAGGGUAUUAUGGGUCGUGGAUUUAAUUACGUUGAUCAUGUUUUCAUUGCUCGAGGUGCUGCUAAUAACCAUCCGGUAAUUGGUACCGAUAACAAUCGUAAUGCUCGUAACAAGGAUCCGCAACGCAGUACUAUAACCCUGAGCAAACCACUCAGUGUCACUGUUACAAUAAAUAAUAAUAACAUCAACAACAGUCAAUCCAUUACAAGCCUAGCAAACUCAAAAGAUCAACGACAAUGUGUGCUAUCAGAAUCAUACGAUCAAAAUUCUAAAACAAAAGCCCUUGAAGCUGAAAAUGAAAAUUCAGUCUCCCAACCAGCAAGUCCAGAUAUUGAUACUCCAUUCCAUAGUAAUUACAAUACAUAUGUAUUUGAGACGUCAUUUUUACAACCUGAUAAAAUAUUUUGGGGGCCUUCCUGCGCAACAAUACUCGCUUAUCACCGAUGGUUUGCUACCGACAACGAGCACGAUGUAAAUAAUGAUCAUAAUUCUCACUAUUAUCGCAAUAAUUGUCAAAUUGAGUACAAUGCCAAGAGAAACGUCAUAAGAUCAUCAUAUGGGAUUCGCGUUAUAGAAUUACGCGACGCAUCCACCGGUAUGGUAAUAAACUACCGUCAGUUUCCAGGCGUACGUCCACCCUUGGAAGCACUUGUUCCUCCACUGUCUUCGCCACUAGCUCACACCUGUUACGACGCUCCACUGGUUAUUUUUGCCGAAGAUUCAGUGGGUAAUGUACUCAACAUUACCUCUUCCUUACAUACUCCUGAAUUUUAAUAUUUUUAAAAAUAUUUUAAAUUUAUACAACAGCUAUUUUGCUAGUUCUUUAUUAAACUAAUAUAGUGCAGUUAUUUAAAUCUUGGUACUUAUGCUGAAAAAUUUAAUAAUUCUUAUACACAUACGGACAUGAUGAUAUUGUUAAAUUAUUUAUUUAUAUACUAUACAAUUAAACCUAACGUAGGAAAUGUGAGACAAUAUGCGCGCAAGUCUUGCAUAUUAUUAACUCCAUGCGUGCCUACUAUUGCCUUAAAAUUUUUAGCAAAAAAAAACAAAA
Molecule: messenger RNA, 2490 nt
Organism: Microplitis mediator
Lineage: Eukaryota; Metazoa; Arthropoda; Insecta; Hymenoptera; Braconidae
Exons: 5
Coding region: 438-2213 (591 amino acids)
Source: RefSeq, a predicted model, not a curated record